Molecule: messenger RNA, 2001 nt
Organism: Gossypium raimondii (Peruvian cotton)
Lineage: Eukaryota; Viridiplantae; Streptophyta; Magnoliopsida; Malvales; Malvaceae
Product: cyclic dof factor 2
Exons: 2
Coding region: 195-1634 (479 amino acids)
Biological process (GO): regulation of DNA-templated transcription
Molecular function (GO): DNA-binding transcription factor activity; DNA binding
Source: RefSeq, a predicted model, not a curated record
GUUUUGUGGGAUUUUAGAGAAAAAGAGUAAAAACACUAUAAAAAGUUGCCUCCUUUCUUCUAAAAAGAGUCUUCUUUAUUUUCUUUUACUCAUUCUAAAAUAAACUUUUUUUUAAUUUUUUUUGGGGUUUAAAAGUUAUGGUUCUUGCUCUUCAUACCUGCAAAAAAAUCAAAAUUUGUAUGUAAAAAAAAAAAAUGAACGGUGGAGAUCCAGCUUUCAAGCUCUUUGGAAGGAAGAUUCCUGUGCUUGAACCUCAGAUUCAUGCUGGGGAUACAUGUGGUGAGGAAACAAACCCAGGAACUGAAACUUCUCAAACAAAUACAUCUGGUAAGCCAGAUAAGUCCAUUAGGGUGGAAAAUGGUAAGGAAGAAGUUCAAACUUGUAUGAAACUGGAUGAGGUACAAAUUAACCCCAAAGACGAACAGCCAGAGACGAAUAGAACAGAUCAGGAGAUAGUUUUCAAGAAGCCAGACAAGAUCCUUCCAUGUCCACGGUGCAACAGCUUAGACACGAAAUUCUGUUAUUUCAAUAACUAUAAUGUCAACCAACCUCGACAUUUCUGUAAGAAUUGCCAGAGAUAUUGGACAGCUGGUGGAACAAUGAGAAAUGUUCCUAUCGGUGCCGGGAGAAGGAAGAAUAAGCACUUGACCUCGCAAUACCGUCAGAUAAUAGUUUCUUCCGAUGGAGUACCGAUGACUCAGAUAGAAACCCCCGACUCAGCAAAUCAACUUGUAUCUCCUUGUGAAUCUACAGCUGCUUUCAAGCCUUCCAUGGGGAAUGGAACAGUUUUGAAAUUUGGCGCUGAAGCACCACUUUGUGAAUCCAUGGAGACUGCGCUUAGCCUUGGAGAACAGAAGAGAUGUGUUGAGACUGGUAUGGUCAGUUGUGGAGAAACACGAAAGGAACCCUCUUCGUGUGGAUCUUCAGUGGCACCUUGUAGCAUACGGGGGAAUGAAUUCCCUGGACAUGUCAUGCAAAAAGAGAGAAUAGGUGUGACUGGACCUAAUGACCGGAAUACACAGCAUCUGCCACAGUGCUAUCCUGUUCCACCCUGGGUUUUUCCUUGGAAUCAAAGUCCGAAUAAUGUAGCUCCCGUGGCAGCCGUUCAGUGUUCUUCUGAUCGUAUUAGUGCACCAAAUAGUAGUACUUCCAAUGUUGUUCCUCAAUGGUGUCCUACACCAUUGGUGGCCGUCCCUGGAUUUUGCCCACCAAACAUUCCGGUACAGUUUGUGCCUGCUUAUUGGGGUUGUAUGCCUCUAUGGACCACUUCCGGGGGAAAUGUAUCGUUCAGUGGCUCCAAUGGUUGUUUAUCUCCAUCAUCCUCGACUAGUAACAGUAGCUGCUCGGGCAAUGUCUCACCGACACUAGGCAAACAUUCCAGAGAGGCAAAUUUUGUCGAGGAGGAGAAACCGGAGAAGUGCAUUCUGGUUCCAAAGACAUUAAGAAUGGAUGAUCCGAACGAAGCUUCAAGGAGUCCUAUAUGGGCUACAUUAGGUAUUAGACCCGCACAGAAAGAUCCUUUACAAGGCAAAGAUUUCGAUUCCUUCGAAUCUAAAGCAGAAGGCCAAGACCAUAUACCAGACGGCAAUCAUAUUUUGGAAGCAAACCCUGCACCCUUUUCAGAGAGCACAUGAGGAUCAUCAAACGAACAAGUUUCAUCACUUGUUGAGUUCUUGACAAGGUAAGCAAUGUCUCAACUCUUCCUUUAAAGAUAGAAUUCUGUAAAUAGUUAGAAGAAACAAUGAUUGGAGUGGUGUUCAUCAUCUGCGGAGCGAUUAUAUAUAUAAAAAAAAGAAAGACAUUUCGUACACUUGCAUGUUUGUUUUCCACGUAACUUGACAAACAAGAAACCAAAAAGCAGAAGAAAGUUGAUCGGAUUGUCCUUCGGUUCUUAUCGAUUUGAUUGUUAACGGAUACCCAUGUUUAGAGGUUUGCUUUAUUCUGAAAAAGUUGUGUACAAUAUGAACAAUUUUGAAAAUGGAAGAAAAUUUUCAUGGUAAA